This is a messenger RNA of Gaeumannomyces tritici R3-111a-1, 4821 nucleotides long. RefSeq lists its product as hypothetical. The record is from RefSeq and is a predicted model, not a curated record. The transcript has 2 exons. Bases 211 to 3840 code for a protein of 1209 amino acids. Lineage: Eukaryota; Fungi; Ascomycota; Sordariomycetes; Magnaporthales; Magnaporthaceae.
CGGGGUGCUAAUGUCACUUUGUGCCCUCUCGGAUGUGAUGUUCGCGGCAAGUUAUGUUGGGCGGCUGCUUCCUCGUUCGUCGCUUGCUGAUGACCCUCUUGUGGGCGUGCCGUGAACCAAGACCUGUUCUUUGUUGGUCGCUCUGUCAACUGCUGCUCGCGUCUGGGCCGGAAAAUUAAAUACGGCUAUACUAAUACCUGCCUGCCCACAAUGGCCACUCCCGCUCCGGCACCGAGGGCCCAGUUCGACGCUCACGGUCCUCACACCUCAGACACUCGGCCUGCCGCACCUGCACCGCCGUCACCCGGCCGCGCCCAAGUCCAGAACGCGCACCAGGUCCUGCCAAGCCCCAGGAGCUCGAGGUCCCCCAGCUUGGCCGCGAGCAUCUCCUCCAUCAAGCGGAAGCCCCUUUCUACCAGCGCCUCGGCCGUGGCACGGAGAUACUCGCAGUCGUCGCAGGCGCCGCGGUCACCGCCGUCGCCGCCGACCCAGCACUACCUCGACAUCUUGGACGAGCUGCCGAUGCCAGAGACGUUUGUCUCGCUCGCCGUAGAAAGCUCGUGGUAUGCAGGCGAAACCCCGAUAGUAGACCGGUUUGCCGACACCUACGAGUCGUCCUCCCAGGGAGGACUAAACAGCAAAGCCCUUCCACCAUUGCCGCCGCAGACCGACGCCGCAGAGCCUGGGCCCGAGGGUACCGCCGUGGCUCAGCCGCGAAACAUUCCAGAGCUCAACCCUGCUGCUUCUCAAACGCUACCCGCACUCUCGUACCGCGAACAUCAGCAGAAACCUCCCGCCGCCUCAGGCCCGAGCUUAAACCGCCGAGGUGGCGGCCAAGACUCAGACAUUGACUUGGACGUCACGCCGCACGUUGUUCGAGGGGGUGAAGGAACAGGUGGCGGCGCCGAUCAGCUGUCAGACACGAACAGCCAGCCGGGGACUCAAUCUCCUAAUACUAAUACCGUGGGGCCAAAGAUCAUGUCACUCUUUGCCCGCAAGCCCUCACCCCCGCACCUGAAGCUCAUACCGACUACCGAUAGCACCCCAAAACCAGCACCGGCGGCAUCAGCCAGCGACUCUACUCCAACCCCAAAAGCAGAUGCUGCAGAUAAUAAUCUUAAUCCUCAAAUCAGAUCCCCAGCACAAAAGUCCCCGGCAUCCUCGAAGCUAGGCACCUUCUUCGGCUGGUCCACCUCGUCGCCCUCGUCAACCGUCUUCUCGGACGGUCUCUCUCCCUUGCCUUCACCAUACUCGCCGAGGCCGCCGCAAUUCGCCGAUGACGCUCCACUCACAGCAGCAACAUCCAGCCCACCCACAGCCAAGCCGACUUAUGACAUCGCCGCGGAUGAGAGCCCUCUCGACUACUGCGAAGCGUACCUGCAGACCCCGCCCGACGCGACCACCCCAGUACCGGCGCCGACCGCCGACAAGAUCGAAGACAUGGAGGACGAGCUGAAAGCCAUCAGCGCGGAGCUGGCGGCGUCCAUCAGGCGCGAGAUGGACCUGGAGGACCUCGUCGACCGGCUGCAGGCGCAGGUCGGCGGCCGGGGAGACACGCCGGGAAAAAGAACCAGUGAUUACUUUUCCGACUCGGGCUACAGCUCCGCGAAGCUGUCGGAGCACGAUGCCAACCGCGAGGAGAUCACGCAGCUCCAGCGCCGCGCCGAGCAGGAGAAGGCCCAGGUCCGCCUGGAGCUGAGCCAGAAGCUGCAGGACGAGCGCGAGCGCCGCAGGGACCUGGACCGCCAGAUCCAGGAGCUGUCGGCGCGUGCCGCCCAGGCCGGUGGCCAGCUUGCCGCCAUAAGGGGCUCCCCCGACGACAUGGCCGACGCCGCCAGCGCCGCCGAGAGGGUAAAGGAGCUCGAGGGAUCGUGCGAGGACCUCCGCAGGCGGCUGACGGAGGAGCGCCAGGUUAAGAGCAACUUUGAGGACCUCCUCACGGCGCUCAAGGGCGAGCUGGAGAGUGCUGCCAACGAGCGCGACAACCUGCGCGACGAGGUUGUACCGCAGCUCAGGGCCCGCGUCGAGGGCCUAGAGCAGCAGGCGUCGGAGCACUCCAACCUAGUGUACGAGAGCACCAAGAUCCAGCAGGAGCUCCGCAACCUCCAGCUGGAGAAUGCAACGCUCAAGACGAGCAGGCCUGUACCGGAAGCUGAGGACAUGUCGAUGCCGGCGACCCGGCCAGCCCGCUCGACGUCGGUCAGCACGGCCCAGUCGGCUUUCAAGCUGCAGCAGGCGCCGCUCGGCCGAUCAAACACGGUCAAGGGCACGGUCGGCGGCGCACGCAAAGCCGAGGGGUCCCCGCUCAGUAGGUCCAACACGGUCAAGAGCACCAAAACCGAGGGGUCACCGCUGAGUCGGUCCAACACGGUCAAGAGCAUCCCUGCUGGUCCGCACCAGACGGAGUCGCGCGAGGCCAUAUCCGAGAGGCUCAAGGACGUAGAGGCGCAGCGCGACGCCCUCCACAACGCCCUCAAGAACCUGCUCGAGCGACAAGAGUUCCAGAACCGCGAGAACGAGAAGAAAAUUCGGAUUCUCGAGCAGGAGCGCACUCGGCUGCUGGCCGCGUCGCCCCAGAAGGCCGGAUACGAGCGCGAUGUGUCGAACCUCCGCGAAGAGAUUGCCCACCUGCGAAAGCGAGCCGAAGAGGCCAUGGAGCAGAAGUGGCAGGUCGAGAAGGGCCUGGGUGGCCUGAAGAUGGAUCUGGACCGCGCCGAGGAGGAGAUCGCAGGCCUCAGGAGUCUCCUUCGGGAGAAGGACAUCCUCAUCCCAGCCGCUUUCGCCAGGCAAUCGAGCACACUCGGCAAGGAGAACGACGCGACCCUGUCGACGCCCGUCAGCUCCGCCACUUUGGAAAAGGCGUACCAAGACCUCCAGGCCGCAUACGCCGAGGCUUUGGAACGCAUCAAGAAGCUGGAGCUGGGCACCGCCGACGACAAGACCAAGGAGGCCAUGCAACGGCUCGAGCGCUCGGUGACGGCCAGGAUGGAGGCGCGAAGCCGGGACGACGACGCCGAGGUGCAGCAGCUACGCGAGCGGGUUGAAAGCCUUGAGCAGUCGGCACAGACCAACAUGGAGGCCGAGCGCGACCUGGCGGAUCAGCUCCAGUCAUCGGCACGACGCGUCGAGGAGCUGGCGGCGCAGGUCCAGGCGCAGCUGGCCACCAACGCGUCGCUGCGGACGCGGCUCGCCGAGGCGGUGACGCGCGGCGAGUCGAACCAGCGGUCGAGCAAGGAGCGCAUCUCGUCGCUGCAGCAGCGGCUGCGGCAGCUCGAGGACGACCUGGUGGCGGCGCAGCAGGCGGCCGAGGACCGCAUCGCGCGGCAGGACGAGGAGCUGCGGCAGCUGCGCGAGGCCAACAACGGGCAGAUCCAGCGCCUCCGCGACGCCGCGGGCGGCCUGCGCUCGCCGUCGCAGCGCCUCUUCCCGCCGCGCUCGCCCCUGUCGCCCAUGUUCUCCAACGGCCUGCGCUCGCCCAGGCUGGGCUUGGGCUCGGGCUCGUCGCGCCCCACGUCGAGGACGGGGUCGCCGUCGGGCGGCCGCAGCAGCCCCCUGUCCCCGCCGGUGGUGGCGCGCGAGCGCGACGAGGACCAGGCGGCGCAGAUGGAGAAGCUCCGGGCCCGCGUCGCCCAGCUCGAGGGCGCGCUCUCGUCGGCCGACUCGGAGAUGCAGGAGGUGGUUGGCCGCAUGAACGCGGCCCAGAUCGAGGUGCUGGGGCUCCAGGAGGAGCGCGAGCAGGCAGUCCGCGAGACGCGCAGGCUGCAGAGGCUGCUCGAGGCGGAGCAGGCCAAGGCUUUUGAGGGCCGGUUCAAGGCCUUGAGCUCGAGUGCUAUGGCAUAAGUCGAAAUGAAACAAGCCGGCCACACGAGUGCCACGGCUUUUUUUUCUUCUUUUUCUGCCAUCGGCCAAGGCGGAAACUUGGCAUCUGUUGCCCAAUCUGGAUACCAGACCGAACGAAGAUGGGGCGGCAUAAAGCAAACAUGAGACCAACGCAAACCCUCCCGCUCCUCGGAACGACAAGCUCUACAUUUCCCCGCGCGUACGAACAAACGCCCCGAUACCCCCUCGUGGUUCACGACCCGUCCGCCGCCACUGUACAAGAUCCCCUAAUAGUCUAUUCUGUCCUACGCAUUUACGCCACUUGGGAGCCCGCGAGUUGCAGCAUUAUACAUGGUGUUUGGGCGGUAAUUUCUAGUCUGGAUUCUUUUUUCUUUUUUUCUUUUUUUCUUUUUCGUUCUUGUUUUGGAUUGACACCACAAGAAUUAUUUACCACAUGACGCACUAGCCGGCCUCCUUUUUACGGUCGUUGCUGCUGCCUCUAUUUCUUACAUAGUGUAUUACCUAACUCCUCUUUCAGGGUUUUCCUUUCGGCGCUUCAAUUCCACUAGGUACUCCCCGAGGAACCGAGACAGCAUGGCGUCUUGUGUUUUUUUCCUUUGCGAGCGCGCGCCGUCGUGCGACGGGGGAUUGGGAGGUUCCGAGGAGGUGUCACAAAGGAAGAGGAAGGAAAGAAGAAUGAAUUUAGCAUGACAAGAAGCAGAGCGGGGCAACAACAUUGGGAGGGCCUGCCUCGCAUGGGAAGAGGGCUUUAGAUGGUCCUGGUUGGAUGACGGGAGAAAGGAUAUGCUCGAGAGGGGGAACUGGAAAGGACUCAUGGGAGGAAAAGGGGGAACAUGUGACACGGGCGGGCAGACGAGCAUCUGCGUUGCCGUUCGUGCCCGGCUGCUCCUCGAGCAAUUGCUAGAUUGUAUCGGGUAGUGGGCGUUAAAUCCAGUCAUUCGGCCAUGCAAACAUGGGAGCGAGCGUUGAAUCCAUUGUGAA